Molecule: messenger RNA, 414 nt
Organism: Helobdella robusta
Lineage: Eukaryota; Metazoa; Annelida; Clitellata; Rhynchobdellida; Glossiphoniidae
Exons: 4
Coding region: 1-414 (137 amino acids)
Source: RefSeq, a predicted model, not a curated record
AUGUCUCGUCUGUCUCGUCUGUCUGUCUGUCUGUCUGUCUGGUCAGUUGGGUGGGUUUGGUCAUUUGCUCCUUAUUAUCUUCUUCUUAUUAAUAAAGUGGAUAAUGCUCUGACACACUUGCAUUCAUCAACAGGCAGCAAUAGUGCACCCAUUCGAUGCAUUGAAUGCGUUGCAGCGUGUCAGAUUGUGACCACUGGCUACCUGUGCUUCCCUCAAGAAAUGGACUCGCCCACAAUUUAUUUUGCAUUUUUAUUCUUCUCGUUCACUAACUGGUUGUGGUAUGGCAGGUGUGAAUACAUCAGUUCAAACAAUCACUACGCCAAAAUACAAUAUGUAAGUUUUUUUAUUCCAUUCUGUAAAUCAAACUCUGCCAGAAGCAGAGAAAUUAACAACGUUCAAGAUGUAAAACGAUGA